GGCGGACACUUCCGGGUUUUAAAUUUUUUGUGGUAAAGUAACAGCUACUUUUUUCUCUUUCUGAAUAAACACAAACUUUUACUUAAAAAGCGUAAGAGCACGAUUGGUAGCACGAUUUGUACUUUGCAAAUCGUCUCACUGGACAAAGGGUCCGCAGGCUUAAAAUGGGAUCUCCAACAAAACCUGCUGCAUCACACAGGGGUCAUGCACACACACCUGGAAAGGCCCUAGACUCCCCUCUUCCCUCAGUCAAUGAGCGUCUGGCGUACCUGCGACCCUCCAGGGAGUUGUUAGAGUUUUACCGGCAGAAGAUCGCCCAGUUUGACUCGGAACACGAGGAGCUGCUGCAAAUGUUGGAGAAGUACAAAGGCGUCACAGACGAACAGCAUAAGCUACAAUGGGAACUGCGGCAGCGAGAAGGAGAGAUAUCUGAGCUGCAAAAUGCUUUGAGUGAUAUGCAGGUCUAUCUUUUUCAAGAGAGAGAACAGUCAUUGCGGCUCUAUGCUGAGAAUGACAGACUAAAAAUUAGAGAGUGGGAGGACAGAAAGAAAAUCCAACACCUUCUUUCUCUAGUGGGUCCUGACGCCGGUGAAAUUACAUAUUUCCACCGUGAACCUCCACACAAAGUUGCUAUCACACAGAAGAUUCCAAAGUCCACUUUGGAGGAAAACCUGAGUCUCAGACCCCCAAAACUAAGGCCUGCUGUGAGCAAAAAAGGAGAAAGUAAAAAGAUGAAAUCUUCAAAUGGAGUUGAACCUGAAAGUCUGGAACAAUACAAAAAUGACAAUGAGACAUUGUUACUACAGGUGGAAGCGCUGCAGGCUCAGAUGGAAGAACAGACCCGUCUGGCCAAAGAGCAGGUCGAUUCUCUGCUGGAAGACAAAAGGAUUCAAACAGAGGAGGCCCAGGCACAGCAGCAGAGAGACCAGGAGCGAAUCGCAGCGUUAACUGAGAAGUUGCAACAAACCCAGAACUUGUUACACGACAGCACCAGAGAUUUCCUACAGUUAAAGUUUGACACUCGUGCGCUGGAGAAGAGCUGGAUGACUGAGAAGGACAAACUGCUGAGGGAGCUGGACUCUUGCCACAAUCGUCUGAGAAAACCAGGCCCCACCGGCACCACUGCUGCUCCAGAGCUGAGCAGAGCGUGGCAGCCCAGCAGCAGCACCACUGUUCACACACAUCGAGCUCAACAUGUACCACUGCAAAUGCCAUCGCAAACACACAAAGAGGAAGUAAAGGCCUUACAUGAAGACUUAAAACAAGCCCAUCGUCUUGCAGAAAUGUUUAGAGAACAGUGUAUUACUCUUGAGACAGAACUGGCUCAGAUCCGAGAGGAGGGCGACGUCGGCAGGGAGAUUUUCAAGGAGCGUUCAGAUAAAAUGGCGAAACGUCUUCAGCUCAUGACCCAACGUUAUGAGGCUUUGGAGAAGAGAAGAACCAUGGAGGUAGAAGGAUUCAAAACUGACUUGAAGCUUCUCAGACAGAAACUUAAAGAUGUCGAAAAACAACUUCUCAAGGUAACUCUGAAUGUUGGACCUAAUCAGGAUUUAGCGAUCCUCCAUGAAGUGCGACAGACCAACGCCAGAACAAAAAAGGCCCAGGGUGAGCUCAUGACGCUGAAGGCUAAGAUCUAUGGACUGGAAAAUGAAUUGCGGUUUAGCUAGAGUUUUCUU
Periophthalmus magnuspinnatus is the source of this 1676-nucleotide messenger RNA. RefSeq names its product coiled-coil domain containing 77 (gene ccdc77). Lineage: Eukaryota; Metazoa; Chordata; Actinopteri; Gobiiformes; Gobiidae. The transcript is spliced from 12 exons. Bases 165 to 1667 code for a protein of 500 amino acids. Gene Ontology annotation, cellular component: centrosome. The record is from RefSeq and is a predicted model, not a curated record.